AUGUUCAGAUCAAUUAGACUACAACCAUUGAGAUCUUUCAAAUCUUAUUCUCAAAGAUUUGGUUCAACUUUAGCAUUCAUUGAAGCUCAAGGUGAUUCAAUUUCUUCAGCUUCUUUAUCAAGUUUAAAUGCUGCUAAACAAAUUGGUAAUCCAAUCAUUGCCAUUUUAUUAGGUUCAUCUGCUAAAUCAGCUGCAGAAAAUUUACAAAAAAUUGAUGGGUUAGAUAAGAUUUUAUUAGCUUCAAAUAAUGAAUUUGAUCAUAAUUUACCAGAAUAUUUAUCUCCAGUUUUAACAAAAUUAAUUCAAGAUGAAUCAAAAGAUAUUUCACAUUUCAUUACACCUGCAACUGCAGUUGGUAAAAAUAUUUUACCAAGAAUUGGUGCUUUAUUAGAUUCUCAACCAGUUUCAGAUAUUAUUAAAGUUCAAGAUUCAACUACAUUUGUUAGACCAAUUUAUGCAGGUAAUGCUCUUACAACUGUUAAAUCAUUAGAUUCAAAAGUUUUAAUCUCUGCUAGACCUUCAGCUUUUGAUCCUGUUCAAGCUUCAGGCUCAAAUUCUUAUCCAAUUGAAGAGUUAACUCCAGAAGUUGAAUCAUCUUCAGUUGAAUGGGUUUCAGAAAAUUUAGUCAAGAGUGAAAGACCAGAUUUAUCAUCUGCUAAAUCUGUUGUUGCAGGUGGUCGUGGUUUAAAAUCAAAAGAAAAUUUCGAUCAAUUAAUUACUCCAUUAGCUGAUGCUUUAGGUGCAGGUAUUGGUGCUACAAGAGCUGCUGUUGAUUCAGGUUUUACUGAUAAUUCAUUACAAGUUGGUCAAACUGGUAAAGUUGUUGCACCAGAUUUAUAUGUUGCUGUUGGUGUUUCAGGUGCUAUUCAACAUUUAGCAGGUAUGAAAGAUUCAAAAACCAUUGUUGCUAUUAAUAAAGAUGAAGAAGCUCCAAUUUUUAAUGUUGCUGAUAUUGGAUUAGUUGGUGAUUUAUUUGAAGUUGUUCCAGAAUUAACUGAAAAGGUUAAAUAA
Molecule: messenger RNA, 1011 nt
Organism: Hansenula ciferrii
Lineage: Eukaryota; Fungi; Ascomycota; Saccharomycetes; Phaffomycetales; Wickerhamomycetaceae
Gene: AIM45
Product: Aim45p
Exons: 1
Coding region: 1-1011 (336 amino acids)
Cellular component (GO): mitochondrion
Molecular function (GO): electron transfer activity; flavin adenine dinucleotide binding
Source: RefSeq, a predicted model, not a curated record